AUGUCCGUGACUCGGUUAUCUGCCGAGGACGACAAUCAGGAGUCCAAAAAAGCCAAGAAGGAAGCCCCACUGGUGCUGGGCUUCUCAGACGAAGAUAAGAUCGGAACCAUCCAACCCUAUGAUGAUGCUUUGGUAAUCACACUCAGGAUAGGGGGAUAUGAUGUGAAGAGAGUGUUGGUAGAUCAGGGCAGUGUUGAGGAAGUAAUGUACCCCGACCUAUACAAGGGGCUGAACUUAAAACUCGAGGACCUAAUGCCGUACGAUUCCCCUCUAGUAAGUGUCGAGGGAAAGACCGUUACUCCAAGAGGCCAAAUUAGACUGCCCAUACAAACCGGUUUGGAUGUGGUGGAAGUGGAUUUCAUUGUGGUGGACAAUUAUUCACUCUACACAGCUAUUGUGGCUAGACCUUGGCUUCAUACCUUAGGAGCUGUCUCUUUUACCCUGCACCAGAAGGUGAAAUAUCCGUUAGAGGGACAGGUUAAGGAGAUUGUGGGGAAUCAGUCCAUGGCCAGACAGUGCAUUGUGGUUGCUAUCUCACAUCAACCCAAUGUUGAGUCCUUGGCCUCCGCUGAGAGGAGCUUGUAG
This is a messenger RNA of Quercus robur (English oak), 585 nucleotides long. RefSeq lists its product as uncharacterized. The record is from RefSeq and is a predicted model, not a curated record. NCBI's taxonomy places the organism in Eukaryota, Viridiplantae, Streptophyta, Magnoliopsida, Fagales, Fagaceae. The transcript has a single exon. The coding region runs from base 1 to 585 and encodes 194 amino acids.